AUGGAGAUUAGACUAAGCUCUUUCAAAAGAGAGCAUUCUCUUCGAGAACUGUUGUCAAAGGAUAUGUCCGAGUAUUGGGCAACAGACGAUGUGUUGCCACACUCCAUCCAGAUAUCUUUUGACAAGGUCCGAUAUGUCCAGUCCGUACAGCUGUUUCUGAGCUUCACACAGGACGACAGCUAUACUCCCGAAAAGAUAGAAGUCAGGUCGGGGUUGACCAGAGAGAGAAUCAGACCAAUAAGCUCUGUUGAACUUGUGGAGCCGGAGGGGCUGUUGACCCUGAAUGUUGCGAGAAAUUGUCUUUAUGUCCAGAUUGUAAUCAACUCGAACCAUCAGGAGGGGAAGGAUAGCCAUGUCCGCCAUUUGAAAGUUUUGGAGUCGUCGACAAAGGAGAUUUACUACAAGAUAUAA
Encephalitozoon intestinalis ATCC 50506 is the source of this 411-nucleotide messenger RNA. RefSeq names its product anaphase-promoting complex subunit 10. NCBI's taxonomy places the organism in Eukaryota, Fungi, Microsporidia, Unikaryonidae. The record is from RefSeq and is a predicted model, not a curated record. The transcript has a single exon. Gene Ontology annotation, biological process: protein K11-linked ubiquitination; anaphase-promoting complex-dependent catabolic process. The coding region runs from base 1 to 411 and encodes 136 amino acids. Gene Ontology annotation, cellular component: anaphase-promoting complex.